Messenger RNA from Racocetra persica, 266 nucleotides. The record is from the annotation of a GenBank genome assembly. NCBI's taxonomy places the organism in Eukaryota, Fungi, Glomeromycota, Glomeromycetes, Diversisporales, Gigasporaceae.
GACUAGAAUCAUCAGGAAUAACAAUUCUAUUGGGAAUGGAAUUUGAUGACCCAGAAGUAACAUUACUCGCAGAACAAAAAAAUAGAGACUUAGUAAAAGAUCUAGAAGAAGAAUAUAGAUAUGCAACUAACCAAGCACUAAACUUGGACAGAAAAGAUUUUGAAGCAAUGCAAGAGUAUGAACAACGAAUCUUAAUGGAAAGAUUCACCAGACAAAUGAAACAAUAUGAAAAUAAAAUGCAUGAUAUAGAAGACGAAGAAGAAUGA